AUGGAGAGAAGCAGGCGGCUGUGGCUGUAUGUGCUGACCUGUGCCCUGUCUCUUCUCAUCGGCCUGGAGACCCUGGCUGAGUCUUACCCAACCAAACCGGACAGUCCAGGACAGGACUCCCCUCCAGAGGACUUGGCCAGAUACUACUCAGCUCUUCGCCACUACAUUAACCUCAUCACCCGACAGAGAUAUGGAAAGCGAUCCAGCCCAGAGACCCUGAUCUCAGAUCUCUUGUUGAGAGAAAGCACAGAAAACCUUCCUAGAUCCAGGUUUGAGGAUCCUUCCAUGUGGCGAUGAGAAUUCCG
Trichosurus vulpecula (common brushtail) is the source of this 305-nucleotide messenger RNA. RefSeq names its product neuropeptide Y (gene NPY). Lineage: Eukaryota; Metazoa; Chordata; Mammalia; Diprotodontia; Phalangeridae. Gene Ontology annotation, biological process: feeding behavior; neuropeptide signaling pathway. Gene Ontology annotation, cellular component: extracellular region. The transcript has 3 exons. The record is from RefSeq and is a predicted model, not a curated record. Gene Ontology annotation, molecular function: neuropeptide hormone activity; neuropeptide Y receptor binding. Bases 1 to 297 code for a protein of 98 amino acids.